Molecule: messenger RNA, 918 nt
Organism: Acanthamoeba castellanii str. Neff
Lineage: Eukaryota; Discosea; Longamoebia; Acanthamoebidae
Product: UBA/TSN domain containing protein
Exons: 5
Coding region: 1-918 (305 amino acids)
Biological process (GO): proteasome-mediated ubiquitin-dependent protein catabolic process; nucleotide-excision repair
Cellular component (GO): cytosol; nucleoplasm
Molecular function (GO): ubiquitin binding; polyubiquitin modification-dependent protein binding; proteasome binding
Source: RefSeq, a predicted model, not a curated record
AUGAAGCUCGUACUAAAGAAAUUGCCAGACCAAGUAGCGAUCGAGGUCGAGGUGGCCGAGGAUGCGACGUGCGAGGACCUCAAACGCCAGAUCCAAACCGAUCACCAAUUCGACGUGUCCUGGCAGAAGGUCAUUUUCGCCGGACGCAUCGUGUCCGAUGAGGCUCGCCUUGCCGAACAGGGCAUCAAGGAUGGAGCGUCGCUCGUCCUCGUGACAGCGCAGCGGCUGCUGCCCCUGCCGCAUCCACGCCUGCUGCCGCCCCUGCCCCUCAAUCAGCUGCUCCUGUCGCCACACCUGCCGAAACACAACCUGCUGCCGCGGCCACCCCUGCUGCAGAUGCUGCUCCGGUUGCUGGGCAUGGGCUUCGAGCAGGAGCAGAUCGUGCGGGCACUGCGCCUCGCCAGAAACGACCUCCAGAACGCUUGCGACCUUCUCCUCUCCGGCGCUCAGCGGACCGACCCGCAGCAGGAGGCCAGCAACCUGAUGAGCGAUCUCAUCCAGCGCAUGGGCCAGCAGAACUCUGAUCCGCAGGCACAGUUCGAGUGGGUCGUGCAGCAGCCUCAAUUCCAGCGCAUUCGAUCGCUGCUCCAGACGAGGCCAGACCUCUUCGCCGCGCUGCUCACCCAGCUGGGCGGCUCCAACCCGCAGCUCCACGAGCUCAUCUCACAGAACCAGGCCGAGUUUCUCGAGUGGCUCAAUGACGAGGAGGGCGGCGAUGGCGACGGCAGCGACAUCGCCGUCGUGCAGACCGGCGGCGGUGGAGGCGGUGGCGCCGCCGCCCAGCUGAGCCAGAGGGACGAGUCGUCGAUCACGCGAUUGAUGGAGCUGGGCUUCGGCAGGGACGUGGUGAGGCAGGCCUACCUCGCCUGUGGCAAGAACGAGGAGAUGGCGGCCAACUACCUCUUUGAGAACAGCUGA